AGAAGCGGUUCCUGGUGACAUCCCCAUGUCUGAUAGCUAAGAGGAGCAUCUCCUGGGGUCGGGGAAAUGGGACAAAAGGCCUCCUCCCAGCAGGCUCCGAGAAGCCUGGCUCCAAAGGACAGGCAGGAGGUUCUCGCCAUAUGCGAGGUGAUCAGUGCAGCUGUUGCCCACGCAGCGCAGAAGCUGAAGGAGUACCUCGGGUUUGAGUACCCACUGAGCAGUCUCGGCCUUGGCGCGGGUACGCUGAGUGAGCUCUUCCUCGUCCACUUCAUCACUUUCUGCCAGGAGAGGGGGGCCGAUGAGUGGCUCACCACCACCCGGAUGACCAAGCACCAGGCCUUGCUGUUCGGGGCAGACUGGAUUUGGACCUUCUGGGGACCUGAUAAGCAGAUACGGCUUCAGGUGGCAGUGCAGGCCCUGAGGAUGGCUGCCCCUCCUCCUCUGUGGGACCCCAAAUCCUGUGAGUCAAAGGGAGAGGAGUCUUGGAAGAAAGGCAGAUUUGAGAAGCUGGAAGAGUUCUGUAACUUGGUGGGAGAGGACUGUCUGGGCCUGUUUAUCGUCUUCAGUGUCCCUGGGAGGCCUAAGGCCAUCAGAGGUGCUGUCCUGGAGAGCGUCAGAAGGGUGAUGGUGGAGAGCCAGCUGCCGGGACGCAAGGCUGUGGAACAGUUCAUGCUGGAGACAGAGGAUUGUGUCUCCAUCAAGGAGCUGCUGGGAAACUGUCUGAGUAAGAGUGAUGGACUGAGUGACAUGGGCAAGGUUUAUAUUAACAUUCUCUAA
This is a messenger RNA of Microtus ochrogaster (prairie vole), 777 nucleotides long. It is a transcript of the gene Rep15, whose product is annotated as RAB15 effector protein. Gene Ontology annotation, biological process: receptor recycling; transferrin transport. The record is from RefSeq and is a predicted model, not a curated record. Lineage: Eukaryota; Metazoa; Chordata; Mammalia; Rodentia; Cricetidae. Gene Ontology annotation, cellular component: endosome membrane; recycling endosome.